ACAACUCAACUUCGGCAAGCUUUCGGCGUCUGAAGUUUCGCACGAUGCUCGGCAACGUUCGUCUGGUGACUGCCGUUGUGUCUUGCGUUGCGCUCGCUCUAUCUUUCGUUGGUGCGGAGGAGCUAUGCUCCGUCGUCCCGUACACCUACACCGUGGCCAAGUCGACUUAUCCAGAGCUAUCGACAGCUCUGGGGACACUCGAGAACUACGCCAUCGCUUCAUGGUUCACGGAUCGGUCGUCAACUGAAGAGCGAGCUGGUUUGCUCUCUCGUAUGCUAAAUCAAUGUCCAGAGAGCAGUCGUCUCAGUAUUGUGGUGUAUGGUAUCCCUCAAAAAGACUGCGCGGGCGGAUUCUCCACCUUCGGAAGCGUGACAGACACGAACAGCUACCAAACCUUCUUGAAGCAGCUCACGGAUACCAUCGGUGAUCGCAAGGUGCUUUACGUCGUCGAACCUGAUGCGGUGGGCCUCCUGACUCAAGAUAACGGAUGUGGUGCAUCCGCGGGAUACCUCGAGAAUCUCAAGGUCGCAGUUGAGGCGCUGUCCAUGAACCCCAACGCAGAGCUUUACCUGGAUGUCGGAUAUUGGAUGCUAGCGUAUACCGAUAGCGCUGCUAAGGUGGCCACUGCUAUGAAAGAUAUCGGGAGUUCCGGACGCGUUAAGGGGGUCACUAUUAACACGUCCAACUACCGCUCGAACGACGAGUGUGCUCGAUACUGUACCAACUUUCAAAAUGCCAUGGGAUCCACUGCAAUGUCUUGUAUUGUCGAUACCAGUCGCAACUACAAUGGUUCUCCCACGACUGAUUGGUGCAACAUCCCCACUGCUGGCAUUGGCAAGCCGCCUACGUCGAGCACGGGAUACUCUAAUCUUGACUACUUUAUGUGGAUCAAGCCUCCUGGAGAGAGCGACGGCUACUGCUGGGGUGGCCAAGCGGCAGGCUCGUUCUUCUACGAUGGUUUCAAGCUGCUAUGGGACCAAGGAUACUUCGUCAAAGAGCUGGGGAUGCCGAAGAUCGGUGAGACCUCGGGCACGGUCACUGUGACGUCGACACCUUCGACAUCGGCACCAACCUCAGCACCAACCUCGGCACCAACCUCACCACCAACCUCGGCACCAACCUCACCACCAGCCUCGGCACCAACCUCACCACCAACUUCAGCACCAACCUCAGCACCGACGUCAGCGCCGACGUUAGCUCCAACUUUUGUACCACCCACAGCGGCUCCGAUAACAACAGCUCCCGUGGUUGUAACUCCGUCCCCGGUUUGGUUCACGGCAGCACCAGAAACUUAUGCUCCGGGCACUGUGGCUCCGUGGUCGUACGCACCAAGUCCAUGCAGAUUCAGAAAGCGUCUGCGCUCGCUGUAA
Messenger RNA from Phytophthora nicotianae INRA-310, 1370 nucleotides. RefSeq lists its product as hypothetical. NCBI's taxonomy places the organism in Eukaryota, Oomycota, Peronosporomycetes, Peronosporales, Peronosporaceae. Gene Ontology annotation, molecular function: hydrolase activity, hydrolyzing O-glycosyl compounds. Bases 45 to 1370 code for a protein of 441 amino acids. The transcript has a single exon. Gene Ontology annotation, biological process: cellulose catabolic process. The record is from RefSeq and is a predicted model, not a curated record.